Messenger RNA from Lodderomyces elongisporus, 2628 nucleotides. RefSeq names its product ubiquitin-specific protease (gene DOT4). The transcript has a single exon. The coding region runs from base 1 to 2628 and encodes 875 amino acids. Gene Ontology annotation, biological process: protein deubiquitination. Gene Ontology annotation, molecular function: cysteine-type deubiquitinase activity. Lineage: Eukaryota; Fungi; Ascomycota; Pichiomycetes; Serinales; Debaryomycetaceae. The record is from RefSeq and is a predicted model, not a curated record.
AUGUACGCAGCACCAAUACCAAUACCACCACCAACACCUCCACCUUCAUCGUCUUCCUCCUCAUCUGGACCGCCAUCGGAACCAAAAGUGUCGAAUCCUAUUGUGCAUCACUUGAAAGGAAAUAAGAAAAACAAGAAAAAGACAGAUUCAUCCAACUCUUCCUCUGCCACAACCACCAAUCCCAUUCUUCAACGAUAUCUCACAACACCCAUAAAUUUCAAGCCUGCAAAACGUCCUGAAAGUAUAUCUAGUAUUGACAAAUUACCUUCCUCCUAUAUUGUGCUAUCAAAAAAUAGUUUAAAUAGAGAUAAUACGGAAAACGAUAGCAUGAAAACGAGAGGGAAUAGCAAUGGAACAUUGUUAGGGAAUGAUAGUCCACAAAGCAAGAAGAAGAGCAAUGUGAAUAGACCAAAGUCAUUGGCAGAGGCAGUUGCAUCUUACAAGGGAAAUAAGUAUGAGCGUGCCAAGAGCCGAAAAAGGAAGCGGAAGUUGGAGGAACUUGUUCGCGAAGAUCUGGACAAUAAAGAUGAUCAUGAUGAUUAUGAUGAUGUUUAUGAUGAUGAUGAUGAUGAUGAUGAUGAUGAUGAUGAUGAUGAUGAUCGUGAUGAAGAUAACGAGAAGGAAGAAUUUGGUGGAGAGCCUGGUUGGAAAACGCGUAUGAACGGUGAAAAUGUAGAAACGGGAGACAACAAGAGCCUAGGAUCAAUUUAUAAACAACAGCAAUUUAAACACCAGAAAGACGAGCACAAUGGACAACCACCUUUAAAGAAGCCAAAAGGCAUAUGGGGCUCACUCAAGUCAUUGUUUGGUUCAACUCCACCUGCAUCAACUGAUGGUGAAGAUGGAGAUGAAGACGUAGGUGAGGAGUACGUUGAAGGAGAAGACCUCGAUAUCGAUGGUAGUGACCUGAACAGUUCCAAACAUAAAAGUUUUGGACUUACGGAAAUUGUUAAAAAAGUUACAGGUGGUCGUUGUGAUGGCGAAGAUUACGAUAACGAUUACGAUAACGAAGACCUCUCCACCUCAUCAUCGUCGUCAUCUGCAGGUGAAGUAUAUGAUGAGAAUUCACCAUUCACAGGUUUCAGCGAGGCGGAGAAAAGCGACGCCAAUCAGAGUGAGAGGGAUGAUUUAGAGGAAGAAGACAUUGAGGAAAGUCUGGAAAAUGAGGAUGAAAGUGAAGAUGUCGAAUACAAAGAUGACAAUAGCGAAGAUGAAGAAGACGAAAAGGAUGAAUUUUCACCUGGUUCAAGUUCUCAGGAACACUCACCAGAUGUGGAUGCAGAUUUAAGCAAACUCAGAGCAGAUUUAAAACUCGAUGAAUUGAUCAAUGGACUGGGCCGUGAUGUUGCAGAUAGCAACGUUGUUGAUCAAGGAACAAAAGAAAGAAAAGACAAAGUAAGAGGAGAAGCCAAUUUAGUAAACAACGCACUCAAAGCUGGAAAGAGAACCAGUGUUGGAAUCAAAAUUAACUCGACUCCGCCAACUUCACCAGAAGAAUUUGCGGAAGAUGGUGGUAAGAUUGCAUUUUAUAAUAUUAACGAACUUGACCUGGACAGAGGCUCAAAUGGAUCCAAGAGGAUAUACAAGAACUGGAGGGGUGUCCAACAACAAACCAAAGGACCAAUAGGGUUAUUAAAUCAUGGUGUAACUUGUUAUAUGAACUCUGCUAUACAAUCACUUAUCCACAUCCCUGCCGUUCAACAUUACUUGGACGAAAUUUCACAGGGUAAAGUAUCUAAUCUCAAACCUCGCUCAGUGAGCCACGUUCUUGCUGAGUUAUCACGUAAAAUGUGGGCACCUAAAAACUCCAAAGCAAUGUACAUCAACCCCAAAAAGUUAAUCCAACGGUUAGAUGAGAUCAAUUGCAUGAUGAGUGAAUGGCAGCAAGAGGAUAGCCAUGAAUAUUACAUGAGUUUGAUGUCACGACUCCAGGAGGAUAGUACUCCAAAGGGUAAGAAGUUGAAUGAGUCCAUUAUUUAUGAUAUUUUUGGUGGAUUGUUGAACCAAAAGAUUACAUGUUUGAGAUGUGGAAAUAUCUCUAUAACAAAGCAGGAAUUUUAUGAUCUCUCGUUGGGGUUGAAUAAAAGGAAGCUCCUCAAUAAUGGUGGAUCAGGAGGUAUGAGUAAUGAUAUACCAGCUCUUUCUUCUUCCAAGUUUUCAAUUGAAAAGUCGAUUGCUGAUUUCUUUUCAAAUGAAACAAUUAAAAAAACUGAUGCAGACAAAAAGUCUGGAUAUUAUUGUGAACAAUGUCAUGAGUUUACUCAAGCUAAUAAGAUCAGCAGCAUCAUUCGUGCACCAGAGACAUUAACUGUGCAUUUCAAGCGAUUUAAAUUCAAUGGCAACUCUCUGUCCAAGGUCAAGCAAUCUAUUGGAUAUAGCAAAUACCUUGAUCUUUCAGCAUAUAUGGAGCACGAGACAGACUCGGCGUAUUAUAGAUUGAUCUCAGUGAUUGUGCAUGAAGGAAGACUGAUUAGUUCUGGACAUUAUAUCACUCAUGUUCUUCAACCCAAUGGACAGAGCUGGGCUACGUAUGAUGAUGAGUAUAUUAACCCUAUCGAAGAGAGAAAGGCAUUGAAUGAUCCAAAUGCCUAUGUCUUGGUGUAUACGAAAUUGACGCCUAAACACUAG